AAACCCUAACAUCAGCUGAUCUCAUUCUCACCCAAAAAUCAAAAUUCUCCGAUUUCAAUAAAAUCUCUUCUCUUUCUCUCUCUCCCACAUUCGCCCCACUUUCUCUCUCUGCUACAGUCAUUCCUGUCGCCCUCAAUCGCGACUUUCGACCACCACUUCCACCCCCUUUUUUCCCCUUUCUUUUUUUUUGGCCCCCUUUUUCUCUCUCUUUCUUUCUUUCUCAUAUAAAUUAGGGCAUCUGUAAGAAUAUGACUUCUUCUUCUUCUACUAAUCAUACUAAUAACAACAACACCAACAACGACUCUGAACCUGAUUCUUCUUCUUCUCCUGUUCUUCCCCCUCCUUCUUCCGAGCUUCUUGUUGUUGAAGCUCAACAACAGCAAGAAGAAGAAGAAUUCAUGGAGAAAUCUGAUGAUCCAACAAUGGAGGAAGAUUCUAUUAAUAAUAAUAAUAAUCCUGCUACUGUUUUUUGCAUUAAAUUGAAGCAACCUCGUGCUAAUUUGCUUCAUAAAAUGAGCGUCCCUGAUCUCUGUCGCAAUUUUAGUGCUGUUGCAUGGUGUGGGAAGCUGAACGCUAUAGCAUGUGCUUCAGAAACUUGUGCUAGAAUUCCAAGCUCUAAUGCCAAUCCACCAUUUUGGAUUCCUAUACACAUAGUGAUACCAGAGCGUCCCACCGAAAGUGCUGUAUUCAAUGUCAUAGCAGAUUGUCCCCGUGAUUCAGUUCAAUUUAUUGAAUGGUCUCCACCUUCCUGUCCGCGGGCGUUAUUGAUUGCAAACUUUUAUGGAAGAGUAACAAUUUGGUCGCAACCUUCACAGGGACCAGCUAAUUUAGUGCGAGAUGCUAGUUCCUGGCAGCAUGAACAUGAAUGGAGGCAGGAUAUUGCAGUUGUUACAAAGUGGCUCUCUGGUGUUUCUCCGUAUAGGUGGCUUUCUGCAAAAUCCAAUAAUAAUACGAGCUCGAAGUCAACAUUUGAAGAGAAGUUCCUUCCACAACAACCUCAAACUUCAGCUAGGUGGCCGAACAUCCUUUGUGUCUGUUCUGUUUUCUCUUCAGGAUCGGUCCAACUUCAUUGGUCUCAGUGGCCAUCCCGGGAUGGUGCAGCAGCAAAGUGGUUCUGCACAAGCAAAGGGCUCCUGGGGGCUGGACCCAGUGGGAUCAUGGCAGCUGAUGCUAUUGUGACUGACUCAGGGGCCAUGCAUGUUGCAGGCGUCCCUAUUGUAAAUCCAUCAACAGUUGUAGUCUGGGAGGUUACUCCAGGGCCUGGAAAUGGAUUCGAAGCAACUCCAAAAACAACAAUAAGCAAUGUAGUCCCUCCUUCGGCUAACCCCCCUAGUUGGUCAGGGUUUGCCCCCCUUGCAGCUUAUUUGUUUGACUGGCAAGAAUACUUCAUAUCAGAGGCAAAACAAGGGAAGAAGCACUCAUAUAAAGAUUUUACUGAAUGUAUUUCAUUGUAUUGUUCGCCAGUAUCAAAUUUUUCAGCAUAUGUAAGUCCUGAGGCUGCAUCACAAUCAGCUGCAACCACAACAUGGGGCUCUGGUGUCACAGCUGUUUCAUUUGAUCCAACUCGCGGGGGUUCUGUUAUCACUGUGGUUAUAGUUGAAGGGCAGUACAUGUCCCCGUAUGACCCCGAUGAGGGGCCUUCAAUCACAGGAUGGAGAGUGCAACGCUGGGAAUCAUGCCUUAAACCUGUUGUACUUCACCAGAUAUUUGGUAGUCCUAACAAUUUCGGGGGGCAGCCACCCAUGCAAACAGUUUGGGAGACCAAGGUCAACAAAAGCAUCCCACCAACUGAUGAUUUUAAAUCUCAGCAAGCAGCAUCAGCAGGACCAACCUCUGAUGUGCAUCCUAAACCUGAGUCAUAUGCUGAUAAGACAAAAAGGGUGUCCUUUGAUCACUUCAAUAUGCCCAGUGAUGUCAGGACACUUGCUCGCAUUGUUUAUUCUGCUCAUGGUGGUGAAAUUGCUAUUGCAUUUUUACGUGGAGGGAUCCAUAUUUUUUCAGGGCCAACCUUUACACCUGUAGAUACUUAUCAGAUUUAUGUUGGCUCAACAAUAGCUGCUCCUGCUUUUUCUUCAACAAGCUGCUGCUCAGCUUCGGUAUGGCAUGACACCAGCAAAGACUGCACUAUGCUGAAGAUAAUACGUGUUCUCCCCCCUGCUCUUCCCAAGAAUCAAGCAAAAGCCAGCUCUCCAACUUGGGAACGUGCAAUUGCAGAAAGAUUUUGGUGGAGUCUUUUGGUUGGGGUAGAUUGGUGGGAUGCUGUUGGCUGUACACAGAGUGCGGCUGAAGAUGGAAUAGUUUCUUUGAACAGCGUUAUUGCAGUUUUGGAUGCUGACUUCCAUUCACUGCCCUCAACUCAGCACAGGCUGCAAUAUGGACCUAGUCUUGACAGAAUAAAAUGCAGGCUAUUGGAAGGCACAAACGCUCAGGAAGUCAGAGCUAUGGUUCUUGAUAUGCAAGCAAGAUUGUUAUUAGAUAUGCUUGGGAAGGGAAUUGAAUCAGCACUAAUAAAUCCUUCAGCUCUAGUAUCCGAGCCAUGGCAGGCAUCUGGCGAAAUGUUGAAUUCGUUUGAAAUUGAAUCCAUGGCUGUUGAUCCAGCACUGGUUUUAAGUGUUCAGGCCUAUGUUGAUGCUGUUCUUGAUCUUUCUUCGCAUUUUAUAACGCGUCUCCGUCGUUAUGCGAGCUUUUGUCGUACAUUAGCAAAUCAUGCUGUUCAAGCGGGAACUGGUGGCAACCGGAGUAUGGUGGCUAGCCCUACACUAAGUGCUGCAUCUCCUGCUCCAAGUCAGGGAGCUCAAAGUGGUACAACAAGCUCAACAGGGAGCACACAAAUGCAGGCUUGGGUCCAAGGUGCUAUUGCCAAAAUCAGUGGUACAACAGAUGGAGUUCCCAGCUCAGCUCCGAAUCCCUUGAGCGGGCCAACUUCAUAUAUGCCAAUCAGUAUAAAUACUGGGACUUUUCCUGGUACACCUGCUGUCAGGCUAAUAGGCGACUGUCAUUUCCUUCAUAGAUUGUGCCAACUUUUGCUGUUCUGCUUCUUUUUCCGACGAGCACAGCUACCCCGGUACCUUCAAAGCUCUCAGAGAAUGACUGACGCAAGUAUGCAAAAGCCUCAGCCUAAUGGUGCAAGCAAGGUUGAAGAGAACCAAACGAAACCCAUGACAGUUGCAGGCAGGGCAGAAGAUGUUCAGGGGGUUCGUCCUAAUCAGUUGGUUGCUGGUGUCAAAGUUGAAGAUGGCCCUGCCAGCCGAGCUAGGCUAGGAACUGGCAAUGCUGGUCAAGGAUAUACUUAUGAUGAGGUUAAAGUGCUGUUUCUAAUACUGAUGGAUCUCUGUAAGCGAACAGCGGGUCUUGCGCACCCGUUGCCUGUCUCUCAGGUUGGAAGCUCCAAUAUCCAGGUCCGGCUACAUUAUAUCGAUGGAAAUUAUACAGUCUUACCAGAGGUUGUUGAAGCAUCACUUGGUCCACAUAUGCAGAAUAUGCCUAGGCCUAGAGGUGCAGAUGCUGCUGGUUUGCUGCUACGAGAGUUGGAACUCCACCCCCCUGCAGAGGAAUGGCAUCGUCGAAACAUGUUUGGUGGACCGUGGUCUGAUCUUGAUGAUAUGGGCUCUGUAGAUGAUAGCUCUAAGUUAAGCGCUUCUGUAGAUCCCCUUGAUUCAAGUGCGGUAGAGAGUUGUGAUGUUUCUUAUGGAGUACAGAGCCUAUGGCCAAGGAAGCGCAGGCUGUCUGAAAGGGAUGCUGCUUUUGGUUUUAAUACUUCAGUCGGUUUGGGAGCUUAUCUUGGUAUAAUGGGAUCUCGACGAGAUGUGGUGACUGCUGUUUGGAGGACUGGUCUGGAGGGUGUUUGGUAUAAGUGUAUAAGGUGUUUGCGACAAACAUCGGCCUUCGCUUCAACAGGUUCUACUAAUUCAUCUAAUCAGAAUGAUCGAGAAACAUACUGGAUAAGUCGCUGGGCAUAUGGUUGCCCAAUGUGCGGUGGAGUAUGGAUCCGAGUUGUAUAAAUAAAUAUCUUUUAGGUUGUACAUUUUGUUAGUUGAACUUGAACUCUGUCUAGCAGGAAAAAGCUUCAUCACUCUUAGAAGAGUUGAUGAUAAAGCUGAUGAAGUGAACAAGCUUAUUGGGUUGAGAAUAUGAUACAAUUGUAGCAUUCACACGGAUGAAAGAGUCAAAGAUGCAAGCAUUAUCAACCAGAUCGAGCUUUGCAGCGAAAACUUUCAAAAGAUCUCAGCGCUGGCUGAGAAUAGAGUAGCAGGAAAAGAAAAUAAACAAGGUUCUUACUCAGGAUUGAUAGUAUUCUGAUAGAAUAUGCUGUCAUCAUAACUUGUAUAUAUGUUGGUUCCCUGUGGAUGAUUGGAGGCCUGAAAUUUGAGGUUCCAAAGAUGUAUUAUAGGAGUAAUAGUAGUCAGCAUUAUAAAAGAGUAUAUUGAAAACUGAUAUAUGUCUAGUGGAGUUUGUGAUAUGUACAAUUUUGUAAUAGUUUUGUAUCUUCAGUUCUUUGUGUCUUUUUUUAGCCAAUAUAAGUAUUUGAUAGAUUCUCCUGGA
This is a messenger RNA of Beta vulgaris subsp. vulgaris (sugar beet), 4542 nucleotides long. Its product is annotated as mediator of RNA polymerase II transcription subunit 16. Gene Ontology annotation, biological process: regulation of DNA-templated transcription. Bases 249 to 4001 code for a protein of 1250 amino acids. The transcript is spliced from 17 exons. Gene Ontology annotation, cellular component: mediator complex. The record is from RefSeq and is a predicted model, not a curated record. Lineage: Eukaryota; Viridiplantae; Streptophyta; Magnoliopsida; Caryophyllales; Amaranthaceae.